AUAUCCAGACAGUGUGCGCGGUGCGGUGCGGUGUUGUGUUGUGCGGUGCGGAGCGGAGCGCGCGCUCGCGUUAUUCGACGCGCUUAUGGCCGCGCUGUAAAGUGACCCGGCGGAUGCACAUCAGUGUGGGAUAUAUACACAUAUAUAUACAUUAGGGAAAUUUUCGCAAAUGCAAAAGACAACAUGGACCCAAGCCUGGCCUUAGUGCUCUCUAGCUUGCUCGGCUGGUGCUCGUGCUCAAAUUUCCCAAGUAACAUUAAUAUAGGCGGUUUGUUCCCGACCGACUCGCACGAAUAUGAGGUGUUCCGAUUCGCGCUAUCUCAGCAGCACGAGCUUCCCAAACUGGUGCCACAAGUGGACAUGGUGGACGUGGGCAGCAGCUUCGCCAUGACCUACGCGUUUUGUUCCCAGUUCUCUAAAGGAGUCUACGCCAUCAUCGGCCUAUAUGACAAGAAGACCAUGAAUAUGUUGAUGUCUUUCUGCGGGGCUCUGCACGUCUGCUUCGUCACGCCCAGCUUCCCAAUCGACACCAACAAUCAGUUUGUAAUCCAGCUCAGGCCCCAGCUCCAGGAUGCUCUGAUCGGCCUUGUGGAACACUACAAAUGGACCAAAUUUGUCUACAUGUAUAGCUCAGAUUCAGGACUGACUGUGCUACAGAAGAUCCUGGACACAGCUGCAGAAAAGAGCUGGCAGGUGACAUCCAUCAACUUUGAUACUCUUACAGAGGCAGCCUUCAUUAACUCCAUCCAGGAACUGGACAGCAAAAAAGAGCACAAGAUUAUUCUGGACUGCGAGCUGGAGAGACUUAACAGCAUUCUCAACCUGAUUGCAGCUCAAAAGAAGAACCUGAAGAAUUAUCACUUUAUCCUGGCAAACCUGGGCUUUCUGGAUCUGAAUUUGACAGAGUUCAGGAAAGGUGGCUCCAACAUCACAGGCUUCCAGCUAAUGAACUACACAAACCCCAUGGUUAGCAGGACCAUAGACGACUGGCUGGAGUUUGACAGCAAAGACCUGAAGAGCCCUAAGAGAAGACUCAAGUACACAGGAGCGCUGACGUAUGAUGGUGUGAGCGUCAUGGCCACUGCGUUCCAAAACCUCAGGAAGCAGCGUAUCGACAUUUCCCGACGGGGAAACGCAGGCGAAUGUCUGGCCAACCCUCCAGCACCGUGGGGCCAAGGCAUUGACAUCCAGAGAGCCCUCCAACAGGUCCAGUUUGAAGGUCUCACCGGCCACGUCCAGUUUAACGAGAAAGGACAUCGGACAAACUUUACCGUCAAUGUAAUGGAACUUGUCCAGAGUGGACCCAAGAAGGUGGGCUACUGGAACGAAAACGAGAAGUACGUGAGCCUGGAGACGUACGCCCACGUGCUCAACGAGACGUACGGCAUUCACAAUAGGACAUACAUAGUCACCACCAUUCUAGAAUCUCCAUACGUGAUGCUGAAGAAAAAUCACAGGGAGCUGACGGGGAACGAUAAGUACGAGGGAUACUGCGUGGAGUUGGCCGCCGAGAUCUCCAAGCAUGUGGGCUACAACUACACGCUAGAGCUUGUUCCAGAUGGCAAAUACGGCGCCCGAGACCCUGAUACCAAAAUGUGGAACGGGAUGGUUGGAGAGCUGGUGUAUGGGAAAGCCGACGUCGCCGUGGCUCCUCUUACCAUCACCCUGGUUCGAGAGGAGGUCAUCGACUUCUCCAAGCCGUUCAUGAGUCUGGGCAUCUCUAUCAUGAUCAAAAAGCCUACCAAAUCCAAGCCCGGCGUCUUCUCCUUCCUGGACCCGCUUGCGUACGAGAUCUGGAUGUGUAUAGUGUUUGCGUACAUCGGUGUCAGCGUGGUGCUGUUCCUGGUGAGCCGCUUCAGCCCGUACGAGUGGCACAGCGACGAUUCAGAGGACGGCGGCGAGCAGCAAAGCCAGAACCGGACGCCGUCUCCGGAAGCCGGACAGUCACAGUCGCAGGGUCAGCUCGGUCAAAGCCCGAACCAGCAGGACAAGCAAGAGAGACCACCCGAGCACACCAACGAGUUCGGCAUCUUCAACAGUCUGUGGUUCUCCCUGGGCGCCUUCAUGCAGCAAGGCUGCGAUAUUUCACCCAGAUCACUGUCUGGUCGUAUAGUUGGAGGCGUCUGGUGGUUCUUCACCCUGAUCAUCAUCUCCUCCUACACGGCCAACCUGGCUGCCUUCCUGACUGUGGAGAGGAUGGUGUCACCCAUAGAGAGCGCAGAAGACCUGGCCAAGCAGACUGAGAUCUCCUACGGCACCUUGGAUGGAGGAUCGACCAAAGAGUUCUUCAGGAGAUCCAAAAUAGCCGUGUUUGAGAAGAUGUGGUCCUACAUGAAGGCUGCAGAUCCCUCAGUGUUUGUCAAGACCACUGACGAGGGAGUGGCGAGAGUGCGGAAGUCCAAAGGGAAAUACGCGUAUUUGCUCGAGUCCACCAUGAACGAGUACAUCGAACAGCGCAAACCAUGUGAUACCAUGAAAGUGGGCGGGAACCUGGACUCCAAAGGGUAUGGGGUUGCAACUCCUAAAGGUUCUGACUUAAGAAUCCCAGUAAACCUAGCGGUGUUGAAGCUCAAUGAGCAGGCCGUCUUAGACAAACUGAAAAACAAAUGGUGGUACGAUAAAGGCGAGUGUGGAAGCAAGGACUCCGGAAGAAAGGAUAAGACCAGCGCCCUGAGCCUCAGUAAUGUGGCAGGGGUUUUCUACAUCCUGAUUGGAGGACUGGGGCUGGCCAUGCUGGUGGCCUUGGUCGAGUUCUGUUACAAGUCCAGAAUCCAGUCUCGGAGAAUGAAGCAAAUCAUCGACGCAGCAAUGCUGGGCUCCAGCCUGAGCCGCAUGGGAAGCGGAGGGGAAAACGGACGCGUCGUGGCUCAUGAUUUUCCCAAAGCGGCACAGACUCUGCCCUGCAUGGGGCAAGCAGCAGGCAUGGGCAUCAACACCAGCGGCAUGUAGAUGGUCCUGCCACACUGAGGGACAGAGCAGAAAAUGAGGAAGAUGUGAACUUCAGCCAAAAGGACUUACUCUUUACACACUCUGGACUCACGAUGAGACAACAGAAGGGGCGGAAAUCCUUUUUCUAAUAGACAUUCGAUGAGUUUUUUUGCUUAUCUGGUGCAAUAAGGAACCUGAAUGGGAGUUUUUGUACGGAGCAUCGUUUUUUUUUUUCUUUUUUUUUGAGAAUAUAAAGACGAGGCUCGAAAAAAAUAGUGACACUUGCACUAUGAAUACGACUAUGUAUUUUGUUUGGUCUUGUUUAAGAUUCGUCAGUGUCUCGAUGACGACGAAACCUGUUAUUUUGUCCCUUGUUUACCUGCUCGUGUAUAGUUCCUCCCCCAUGCUGUGUUUCCAACACUGGUAAAGUAUGAUGCAUUUGCUUGUCUCAUUACACUCAUUACAAGUCACCGGCCAAACCUCCUCCGGAGCACCCCAAUAAGACACCUCCUAAAGAAAACACGAGCUGAUCGCUCACACUUGUCAUAUCCUGCGCUCUGUCUCCUUCUGCCCUAGCGUGCAUGAUGAAUCACCUGCUCACAGUCUGUGUGCUGUGAUUAGAUCUCAGAGAAAGAGCAAUCUAGAGAGAGCGUGUGGAACAAAAACAAUAUAUACAAACAGAGCAUUCCAGUCUGAAUGUUUUCAUCCAGCAUCGUCUUCCACGUGUCUUUUUCAUUCCUUCAUGCGUGAGCAAAGGUUUUUUACGUGCGUGUCUUUUCUGUAAGCUGUUGGGAUGACAGCGCACGCGGAGCUUAUGCUGAAAACGAUAAAGGAAAUGGGAUAAGUUGUACACUGUUGAUGCAAUAGCUUGAAAACCACAUUAGGAAAUCCUGCCUGUAGCAACACCAGUAAUCAUGAUUGAUGUGGAGAAGUCGAGGGGAAAAAUAAAAGUAGCUCCAGUAGACUUCUUACGGUUUUCAUUCUCAAAACGAUACAAAUAAAACUGGGCACAAAAGACAAACCAAAUGCAUGACGAUGUCAGAUUUUACCUAAGAGCUUUGGAUUUUAGCAAUCAUUCUGUGCCCAGGUUCGAAAAGAGUUCUAAGAUCAUUUUGUUCCUGACGAACGUUGUUUUUCCUCCUCGUUGGCUGAUUAAGUCUGAGAACCGGGCCGCGUCUGUAAUACCGUAACACGACGAAGAGCAGAAUGGCAUUGCAAAGCACAAGCGUACCUUUUGCACAGCAGCAACGUCAGCAGCAUCAACUUUUCAGCUAAGCAUAAGUGUCGGGGCUUGCGCGUCAACUUCUCUAUGUUUCCUCAGUAAACUCGACGGCGCACUGUAGCCACGACACCGUGGAGGGGGAGUGCAUACAAUACCUGUAGAAUAGAUCGGGUUGUUUUUUCUUUUCUUUUUUUCUUUUUUUUUAUACUGCCAUUCAUUUUUGUAAAAAAAUAAAAGAACAGGAAAAAGAUGAAGAAGAAGUAAAUCCAUAUAUAAAUAUACACAUUUCCACUAACAAGAAAAAAUAAUAAUAUGAUGUCGUACAUUUGCAGUGGUUUGAUAGAUUACUUUAAUUUAUUUUCGCUCCUGUAUUUAUGGUGCAAUUUUUUUUCCUUGUGCAUUGUUUAUUUGUUUUUAUUUUUCGAUUUUUUGUUUUUUUUUAAUGCUGUAGUCUUCUUUUUUUUUUAAAUCCUUUCACGGCUGUCUUGUAACUUUUUACACAUGUCAAUGUUACGAAAUAGCUUUCACGCAGUUGAGUCUGAAUUCUGAAACAUGUUGACAAGUGUUGCUCAGAAAUAAACUUUUCUAAGCACAA
This is a messenger RNA of Clarias gariepinus (North African catfish), 4745 nucleotides long. RefSeq names its product glutamate receptor, ionotropic, AMPA 1b (gene gria1b). Gene Ontology annotation, cellular component: dendritic spine; AMPA glutamate receptor complex; plasma membrane. The coding region runs from base 184 to 2949 and encodes 921 amino acids. The record is from RefSeq and is a predicted model, not a curated record. Gene Ontology annotation, molecular function: AMPA glutamate receptor activity; transmitter-gated monoatomic ion channel activity involved in regulation of postsynaptic membrane potential. The transcript is spliced from 16 exons. Lineage: Eukaryota; Metazoa; Chordata; Actinopteri; Siluriformes; Clariidae. Gene Ontology annotation, biological process: modulation of chemical synaptic transmission; synaptic transmission, glutamatergic.